Stegodyphus dumicola is the source of this 2450-nucleotide messenger RNA. It is a transcript of the gene Rab5, whose product is annotated as RAS oncogene family member Rab5. Gene Ontology annotation, molecular function: GTPase activity; GTP binding. Lineage: Eukaryota; Metazoa; Arthropoda; Arachnida; Araneae; Eresidae. The record is from RefSeq and is a predicted model, not a curated record.
CAGCUUGUGAUUUUCUGCAAAUGACGUAGGUUAUUUACGAGAAUAAUUUCUUUGAACAAAACCGUGGAUUCCUUUUUUUUAUAGCGUUUGGAAUUGAUUUUUUUUUUUUAAGAUUUUGUGUGUGCAGUUAUUUCAUAAACGCUUUACUAGUCCUGUACUAAAGAUUUAAACUGAUGAUCUAUCAUCCGGAAAAAGUGUAAUCCGGAAUCGCCGAAGUCCCAACGAGUCCGGAUUAACGACUUUUGACUGUAUGUUGCAUUUCUUGAAGAAACUGAAAGUGAAAUAAGUUAUUAUGAUGAGACCCUGUGAUGGCAAGUCGGGGUGGAGCUCAAAGACCUAAUAAUUCGUCACAAGGCAAAAUUUGUCAGUUCAAGCUUGUGUUGCUUGGCGAAUCAGCUGUAGGCAAAUCUAGCUUAGUCUUAAGAUUUGUAAAGGGGCAGUUUCAUGAAUAUCAAGAAAGUACAAUUGGUGCUGCAUUCCUGACACAAACUGUGUGCUUGGAUGACACUACAGUGAAAUUUGAAAUUUGGGACACUGCAGGUCAGGAAAGGUAUCAUAGCUUGGCUCCUAUGUAUUAUAGAGGAGCUCAGGCUGCUAUUGUUGUAUAUGACAUAACUAAUCAGGAUACUUUUAGCAGGGCUAAAACUUGGGUUAAAGAACUUCAGCGUCAGGCAAGUCCAAAUAUUGUCAUUGCAUUAGCUGGUAAUAAAGCUGAUCUAGCAGCAAAAAGGGCAGUUGAACAUGAGGAAGCUCAGGCGUAUGCUGAUGAAAACGGACUACUUUUUAUGGAAACUUCUGCAAAAACAGCCAUGAAUGUCAACGACAUUUUCCUUGCUAUUGCAAAGAAAUUACCUAAAAAUGACCAAACUUCAGGUAAUGGAGGUGCAAGUGAUGGAAGGAGAGGUGUAGACCUGAGUGAGAAUCAACAGCAGUCUGGCGGAGGAUGCUGCAAAUCAUAGGCUGGUCUGAAAUUUUGGCAGCAAUCCAACAACCAUUCUCCUCAUUUUGAAAAAUUCAAAAGUAAUGUACAUUGGACAAUUUGUAUAUAUAUAACACUUAUCUGAAGUUUUUUGGCCAUUGACAAAAUGUUCUAAAGGUAUACUGAGACUGAUUCUUUCAUAGCAUCUUGUGUGUUGUCAUGUUCUUAUUCUAGAAAAUAGCAAAAAGAACAAUGAGGAACAUGUCCACACACCUCUAUGUGAGUAAAUGAAAGUCCUGUAAUCUCAGUUGGCCAGCAUGAAUGAUUUUUUUUAAAGUGGAAUUGUCAAGUUAAACUGCUGAGCAAUGUUAUAUAGUGUUGUGGAAAAUUUUGCUGAUAUUUAUGUUAUAAAUAUAUUUUGAUUUGACUAGUUACUUUUUGCAAAAGGAGAAAAAUUUUUUACUAUCAGUUACACUGUAUGUGACGAAUGGGGUGUAGUUGCAUGUCACCUGAAAAAUUCAUGUCAUAAUGCUAUUAUAAAAUUAAAUAUUUCAGAAUAUAAAUCAUUAUAUGAGGGCAUUGUUUUCUUAAGUAGACCCUGAAUGUCUGUAUUAUGUCUAUAUUGUUAUUUUGUUAUAUUACUAUAAAAUUAUACUAAUAACAUUAUUUGUAUUCUAUUUGGCACUGAAAAAGAAUAUUUAAAAAUAUAUAUCUAAUUGAUCUGUAUGGAAUUGUUUUGUUGGAAAAAAUAUUGCCUAUUUUAUAUGUAUCCAGUAUUCAUUUGGCUGGUUCAAAUAUGCAAUCAUAGUAUUCUAUAUUUACAAGAGUAAUAAAAAAUUUAGUAUAAUUCAUGCCUUGUAUGGUCACUUUCCUGUUAAAAUAAAAAUGUGAAGCUUUUGUUUCUCAAGACAUUCCAUAGAUUUUUCAUGCAAGUUUAAAAAAUGUGUGUUGCAUUUUGAAGCAUGCUAUGCAAUUCAUGAUGUAACUCAGUAAAGGCUCAUUUAAAAAAAACUCAAAAAGACAUUUCUCUCUUUUCAUUAAUAUACAUUAAGAUUUUUAAUUUGUAUUUAAGUGCAGAACAUCUGAAAAUCAUUUUAGUAAUUUUUGUUUUAAACGAUAACAGUUCACCACUUUUAGAUUAUUCUAAAUACUCACAAUUAUAAAUAUGCUGUAAACUCAUUUUUGAUAUAAAAGGGGAUGAUGCCCUGUGUUUUAUUUUCUUUAGUGGACCAUUUUUUAAUAUGGACAAAUAUCUUUGAAAUAGUUAGUAGGGCUAGUUUUUCAACAAUUAGCAGUUAUGCAAAGUUUAUUAGCUUUGCGAGAGAAAACCAGUUAAAAAAAAAAAAAAAAUCUAUUCGACUUAAAUUUGUAAUCAUCUAAAUUUAUCCCUUUGAUUCUUGCAUUUGUGAAUUAUUUUUCACUAUAGCUACUUAUUAAAUUAUUUGGAUUAUGCUAAUCAAAAUGUUUUGGGUUUUAUUUAUGUACCUCUCUUCAUGUUGUAUGGAAUUAUUAAAGUUAUAAAAUAUUUGCA